AUGGCACAAAGAGGAACGCGCAUAGGGCCGCUGCCUGGGGGUCGCCGGGGCGCGUCUGGAGCUGGCGCUGGACGCGGCAGCAUGCGGGCCGCCAGCCGAGCGCGAGGAGCUGCACGAUCACCUAGCAGCCCCUCGCAUCCAUCAUCCCCACCAGAAGGCUUGGUGUCGGCUGGGUCUUCUCGGACUCAGCAAGCGGCACCCGCCGCUGGUGGAGCACGUCGCAUGCGUUGGACAAAACCUAUGAAUGAAAACGCAUUGCGGGCGUACUAUAGGGCGAAAGGGGAAGAAACUGUGGGAAUAGCGUAUAGGUCUCGGAUGCAUUGCUUUUUUGCUGAGCUGGAGCCUUCUACCCCCGUCACGGAACAAAACCUGGCAGACCGAGUUCGGUACAUCAUGCGCUCGAAAAUAUUUGAUGAUGCCGAACUCGGACGACUACGACGUGAGGCUAUUCCGUCGUCGAAUGAAUCGGCUAUGGCUGGAGAUGCAGCUCCACAUUCGACAGACCAGCAUCCACACGUGGAAGCCGCCCUGGAUCUUCCCGUUGUGGUUGAUUCGAACGACGAUGAAAUAGUCUCCCACGAACUAGAGAAAAUGAGGAGUAUACUGGAAGAGGCGAUUUUGGAAACGCGCAGCACCCCUAUCGAAAAUCGACCGCGACUUCCCCGCAUACCCCUAAGCAAGCGAAAUCGGGCUGUCGUGAGGGCUCUUAACCCAAUGCUGGUGACCUAUUUGGAAGCCAGCCGGGACCUUUGCGAGACGGACUCAAUUCUCUUUGGCGCCGCAGUGGCAGUUUGCCGUAUUAUUGGCGCCAAACUUCCCAUGGCUGGACGCGCUACUACACAAAGUAGCGCCAUCCCAGCCUGGAGAAAAAGAAUCGAGGACCGUAUCGCAAAGGCAAGGGCCCUUAUCGGCAGACUGACAAGCUUCAGGUCGGGUAAUAAUAGACCGAGGAUUAUGCGCACCGUUAGGAUGGCGUUUGCUGGGACAAAUAUCAGUUUGUCCCAGCCGGAUAUCACGCAGAAACUAACGGAGCGCAUAGACGACCUGAAGCAAAAGAUCGCUGCUUGGGGGAAGCGGAUUCGACGAUUUACCGACAGGUCAAGGCGGUUCAACCAGAAUCGUCUCUUCCAGAGUGAUCAGAAGAGGCUCUAUAAAUCAUUGGAGCGGCCAAAGGUAUGUGGAGCGGGCCAAGGACCGGAUCAGGCAGACAUUAUCGCAUUCUGGCGUGGCCUGUGGUCAGAGCCCGUAAACCACAGCGAGGGCCCUUGGAUGGAAGUUGUGGCGAGCCAGGGUGCGAGUGUUACGCCUAUGGACCCCAUCACCGUAACGCCGGAAGACGUGGCUGAGGCGGUCCGUAGGGCCCCGAACUGGAAAAGUCCGGGGCUCGACGGGCUGCAUCAUUACUGGCUGAAGGGGUUCAUAGUGUGUCACGCUGUGCUCGCCCGACAGUUUCAAGAGGCUCUCGACCAGAAGUCGCUCCCGAGCCUCUUCACUACUGGGAUCACUCACUUGGUUCCUAAAGAUCAGGAUACCACAGACCCGAGCAAAUACCGCCCCAUCACGUACUUUAAAAUCAUGGUUGUCAAAGUUUACAUUAGUGGUAUUUCUGGUAACAAGGAGGUAAAAAAAAGACAACAACGAGUUUUGAUGAUCUUAGAUUCAAAAAACAUUAAAUACGAGAUCAUUGACAUCACGGAGCCCGGUAAAGAAGCUGAUAAGGAUUUCAUGCAAAACAAUGCUAAGUCUAACGGCGGCACUGUAAGUGACCCUAACCCACGUUCUCCACUGCCUCCACAAUUGUUUAACGAUGAAGAAUACUGUGGGGACUAUGACCAGUUUGACAUGGCCAAUGAAGUUGAUACACUAGAACAGUUUUUGAAAUUGGAACUUCCUCCAGAGGAACCGUCACAAACUGAGAAGGAAACUGCAGUCAAUGGUCAUGUUGAUGGAGGUAAGGCCAGUAAAGAAUCAAAGGAAAACUCUCAAGAAAGAGAAAAAAUUUCCAAUGAAACUGGAGAAAAGGAACUAUCUCCUACUAAAGAUGAAUCUGCCGUCAAAGCUAGUUCACUCACAAGGGAAGCCACGCCGUCAAGAGAAGAAACAUCUGAUGCACCUACCUCAGUUGAAAACGAAGAACACUCUGAAGCAAGAGCAAAUUCCCCAGCAAAUGAAACCUCACUUGAGAAGGAAAAAUCGCCAGAGAGACAAAAGUCAGUGGAUAAAGAGCAGUCACCUAUGAGCGAUGAAGAAAUAGCACAAAACCCUAAUGACACUGAGGAAGCACCUAAUGGUGCAGUAAGUUCUCGUGAACAAUCCGAAGAAAAGGAAGUUGUAGAAGAACAAACAGCAUACCAGAGAACAUGGCCCAACGUUAUUCCGGAAAGAUGGCACACAUAUUUGAUGGCCGGCCUCACAGCCGUCUACACUCUUCACUACACGACAGACCACGAUCUGCCCGCAGUGAGAAGAGUACUAAGCGACCUUUUCACUUUUACAUUGCAAAAAUUAGAAUAA
Molecule: messenger RNA, 2514 nt
Organism: Parnassius apollo (apollo)
Lineage: Eukaryota; Metazoa; Arthropoda; Insecta; Lepidoptera; Papilionidae
Source: the annotation of a GenBank genome assembly